GCCGACAUGAUUCGUGUUUGCUUGUUAACGAUGAUAUUUGUGACGCAGCUGUCGACCAUCGAAGCUGAAGGAUGUGAUUCCUUCAAAAACACGAGCGUAGGAGUGAUCGAAGAAUAUAUGUAUAGAGAAUAUUUGGUGAACGGAUGUAUCGAACCCGAGCAAUUCAGAAGCAAUGACAUAAAAUGGGCGCGUAUUAAGAGUGAUAUAACUGGGAUAUUGCGGCUGGGCAAGAACUCGAUAAGGAAUCUGCCCACACUGGAAAGAGUCGAAAUAUACGCUAAAGAUUUGCAAAUACUCGAGUCGAAAGCCUUCAGUAACUUGCCAAGCCUCUUGCAGUUACAUAUUGAGCAGACCAGCCUAGAAGAGAUACAGAGAGAUGUUUUCAACCUAAUUCCCAACAUCAAAGAAAUAUGGCUGGACAAAAACAAGAUCGACUCCAUCGCAGGUGAUGCCUUCUCUAACCUCGAAUCGCUAUAUUUGAUUGACUUGAGCUACAAUGAGCUCAUAUACUGGAACAAAGAAUGGUUCGCUAACUGCCCCAAUCUACGAGUUAUGAUGUUCGAUAACAACAACAUUCCCACGAUCCCGAGAAGAGCAUUCGCAGCGCUGCCAAAACUGAAAAAGAUCUCAUUUGAAGGUAACGAGAUCACCACCAUCCAACCAGAUGCCUUCCGAAACCUAAAUGACCUCCAGUAUUUGAACCUGGACCUCAAUAGGCUCACAGUGAUUGACGAGCACGCAUUCCCGAACAAUAUCUACAUCAAGCAUCUCACGAUCAACGGUAACCAUCUUAACUAUUUACCGAACAAGCUGCUGAGGAAGAUGUCAACCGGCAAUAUCUCCAUGGACCACAAUCCCUGGAAGUGUCCUUGUCUAGAGAGAUUGAACUAUUGGAUAUACUUCACCAACGCCAACCUUCAGGUGAGGCCCCAAUGCAAAUCACCAUUUGCCCCCAUUUGCGUCGUGCCUCAAGUGCUUCCAGGUCAUUCCCAGACAUGCCAAGAACGUGUCGACAAAGAGUUGACUGGAAGAUAUAUCGCGUUGUUGAAGAAUUUGUCUGAACCGUUGUUGACACGUUGUGCCAGAUUGGAUUAGAAUAUAGAUCCAUUUUAAAUGUAUCUGACGUGACGUAGUAUCAGAAGAGACAUCUUCAUAAACACUGCAGCAAUGAUACCUCAAUCAAUAUUGGAAAUUAUUCAUUAUAAUAUGUACACUACACUGUUUUACCACUAACCAAACCGAUUUUUAACGCCUCGACACGUGUUUCGCUAACUAUGUUAGCAUCUUCAGAAGAAGAUUAAAAGUUUAGAGGUUGGUGAGAUAUAUCCAUUCAAUUAGUGUUUACAAAAGGAGAACAUGCAUUUGUGGGUGAUUCACAUAAGAACCGACAUAGAGCAGGGGCAUGUAGGGGGUCCCAAAAUAUAGCAAUUUAACGCAACUUACCUCUAUACCAAGUUGCUUUCCUAAGGAGAUAUAGGCUUUGGAAGUGAAGUUAUAAAUUUUGAAAAAAAUCAAUAUCUCCGUUAUUCUUGUACUUAAAGCAACCAAAUUUGUUACACUUCGUGGAUGUAUUUAGGGCGUUACUUGACAGUAACUAGAGUUUAAUUGAAAUUUGUAAAGGGGGUAUACCAAGUGGCGCACCAUCAAUAUUCAACAUAAUUUUGUUAACCCUUGAUGGAUUUCAAAAAUCUUUGCUUUGUUUUGUGGGCAAUUCAAUUCUAAAACUUUU
Phaedon cochleariae (mustard beetle) is the source of this 1729-nucleotide messenger RNA. The record is from the annotation of a GenBank genome assembly. Lineage: Eukaryota; Metazoa; Arthropoda; Insecta; Coleoptera; Chrysomelidae.